UACUUUUUGUUGGCUUCUGCAAUACAAAAGAAGAGCAAUCGCAUCUUUGCUGGUAUAAAUAUUGCUUCCAAGGACGAACAUGACGACUGUCGAAGCAGACUUUCAAUCGGCUGUUAAAUUGUUAGUCCACGAUAAACUGUUUUACUGCUUGUGUAAUGCUUACUCUGAGCUCUUUUUCUCCUCCGAGUUAUCUAUAUCAUGACAAAAGGCCUAAAUUUGAUUGUAAUUACUUUUGGCUUGCUGACCAGCUUUUACGGAUUCUAUGGAAUUGGUUUUGGAGUACCUGCACCUGGAUAUGGCGGGCAUUUUCAAUAUCUCACUAUAAUGGGACUUCUGGUUGCUACUUUAAUGUUUAUGGUUAGAAUUAUUCAUUUAUUGAGUGGCACAAUGAAAGUCGUGUAUGAAACUUUAACAGCAAUUGCUACACCAAUUGAAGGCCUUGUUAGUGUUCUCUAUUGGCCACUUGUUCUAUAUGAUAAAUCAUUGCUGAUUCCAGAAGACACUGUCUUCGACUUGCCAUUAAAACUGGAUGUGUGCUUGCAUUUAUUCCCUACCGUCGUUUGUUGGAUCGACUUUAUGGUAUUUAAUACAAGUUAUAAGCGAUCUCCUUUACAUAUUCUGGCAAUAUAUGCGUUUACUAUGUUCUAUUACGUCUGGUUAAACAUCUGCUUUGAACACAAUGGUUUCUGGCCGUACCCAAUGCUAGGUUUAUUCAAAAGCGAUUUUCAACGAGGCGCUUUCUUUUUGCUUUGUGGAUGGCUUUGUUCAAAUCUAUAUAAAAUAAUUGCUAAAGGUCAUGCUUUACUGCAUCCAAAGGAUGAGGUUCUCGUUGAGAAAGACCCAGUAAAAAAGCUCAGUUAAAAUAGAUUGUGCGUGGUUUUCGUUUACAUAUUGAAGAAAAGAAUGUAUACGUUUAGCUAUUCAUUAUAGCAACUUAGAAAUACAAUAUGCGUUUUUGUUUUCCGGGAUAUCUUAUAUAUUUCCAUCUGCUAGUAUCAAUCUUUUCAUUUAUGAUCUAUAUAUAACAGUCUUUAAUAGCAAUGAAACAGACAGAGUAUACGCAACUACUUCUGAGAAGAUGCUUCAGCCUUUAACCUAUAUUCACCGUCAAAAUGUAACGUAUAAUUAGUGGUAAUUUAG
Mycotypha africana is the source of this 1140-nucleotide messenger RNA. Its product is annotated as FAR-17a/AIG1-like protein-domain-containing protein. Gene Ontology annotation, cellular component: endomembrane system; membrane. NCBI's taxonomy places the organism in Eukaryota, Fungi, Mucoromycota, Mucoromycetes, Mucorales, Mycotyphaceae. The record is from RefSeq and is a predicted model, not a curated record. The coding region runs from base 199 to 861 and encodes 220 amino acids. The transcript is spliced from 5 exons.